UACAACUGGAUUUCAGUUAGGGCUCAGAUCAGUUAGAACUAGAAUUUUCAGAAUGUCUCUCCUUCCCCAAACCCUCUCUCUCUCUCUCUCUCCCUCUCUCUCUGUGGCAGUGGUGCUGAGCGAUGAUGCUCUCCGGCGUCACUCCGCCUAAUCAAACUAUCUACAUAAAGAAUCUCAACGAGAAGAUCAAGAAAGAAGAGCUGAAGAGAUCUCUUUAUGCUUUGUUCUCACAGUACGGACGGGUUUUGGACAUCGUUGCGUUGAAAACUGCCAAGCUUCGAGGACAAGCGUGGGUUGUGUUUAGUGACGUUACAGCUGCCAGUAAUGCAAUGCGGCAGAUGCAGAACUUUCCGUUCUAUGAUAAAGCUAUGGUACCUAAAUUUCGCUUUUAACUGUAGUCUCUCUGUCCCGAUUUGUUUAUUCCUCGUUCUAUUCUAACUGGAUUAAAAAGUUGAUUAUAUCUAUCAAUUGUAGUAGUACUUUUUGUAA
Rhododendron vialii is the source of this 489-nucleotide messenger RNA. RefSeq names its product U2 small nuclear ribonucleoprotein B'' 2-like. Gene Ontology annotation, cellular component: U12-type spliceosomal complex. Gene Ontology annotation, biological process: mRNA splicing, via spliceosome. The record is from RefSeq and is a predicted model, not a curated record. The transcript is spliced from 2 exons. The coding region runs from base 123 to 392 and encodes 89 amino acids. Lineage: Eukaryota; Viridiplantae; Streptophyta; Magnoliopsida; Ericales; Ericaceae. Gene Ontology annotation, molecular function: U12 snRNA binding; pre-mRNA intronic binding.